This is a messenger RNA of Knipowitschia caucasica, 306 nucleotides long. NCBI's taxonomy places the organism in Eukaryota, Metazoa, Chordata, Actinopteri, Gobiiformes, Gobiidae. The record is from the annotation of a GenBank genome assembly.
AUGAUUUCAACAAUCUCACUUUUCCACAGCCACAAAGAAGACUUCUGGUGUGUAACCAUGCUGAAGGUGAUGCUUAUUAUGGGAUGUCUGCUGUGCCUGAGCCUGGCCUCCACUGGGGAGACGGCUCACAAACGUGUAGCCCGCUCCAGCGACGGCUCCGACUCAAAUCAGCAGACCACCACCACUACCACCAAUAAUCUGUUAAACCUGAUCCUUCAGCUCCUAGCAGCACUGGCCACAACCACCACUGCUACCACCACCACGGCCACCACCACCACCACUACCACCGCCGCCCCCGGAGGCUGA